Messenger RNA from Sycon ciliatum, 4303 nucleotides. RefSeq names its product lysosomal alpha-mannosidase-like. Lineage: Eukaryota; Metazoa; Porifera; Calcarea; Leucosolenida; Sycettidae. Gene Ontology annotation, biological process: mannose metabolic process. The transcript has a single exon. The coding region runs from base 253 to 4059 and encodes 1268 amino acids. Gene Ontology annotation, molecular function: alpha-mannosidase activity; carbohydrate binding. The record is from RefSeq and is a predicted model, not a curated record.
GGCCCUGUGCCCCUAAUAAUAUUGUCAAGCUCCGCGUGCAGGAGAGUUCCUUGCAAUGAUGCAUUCAUCAAUGAUUGCUGAAGUGAAGAGAGGACAGUUAGACCCACGCGGUAUCCUGUCUCAAAGUCUUCAGUGAUCGGCGCGUUUAUAGACGUACAUAUUAAUGGAAGUCGUUGUCCCAUAAUGCCAUAUCCCGACAAGUAGUUAUUUGCAUCUAGAUAAACCAUCCGUUGACUUGCACUGCCUUGAACCAUGUUGCUCUCGAGCGGUUGCGCUUGGGUGCUGUGGGCGGCGUGUGCCUGCCUCGUUCACAGCUUGGAGUCCGCGCCGUGGACGCAUCAAGCGCACACCUCCCCGGCCAGGCCUGAGCUGAGGAAUGACGAAGGCUGGCAGAACAUCUGGGUGAUCCCGCACACGCACGACGAUGUGGGCUGGCUGUCGACGGUAGACCAGUACUACAUGAACGAAGUGCAGUGGAUCCUGGACACGGGCGUGCAAUGUAUGGCGGACAGUCCGUGCUACGGAACAGAGAGGCGGUAUACGUACGUUGAGAUGGCCUAUUUGUAUCGCUGGUGGAAUGAGAGGCCAGAGCCCAUACGCCAGCGACUGCGCAGCAUCAUACAGGCUGGCCUACUGGAGCUGAACCUGGCCGGGUGGUGUAUGAACGAUGAGGCAACCACAUUUUACACUGACGUCAUCGACCAGAUGACUGAGGGCGCACUAUUCGUGAAGGAUGAGAUUGGAGAUUUCGCCUCUCCUAAUGUUGGCUGGCACAUUGACCCAUUCGGACACUCAUCGGCCACAGCCGCCAUGUGGGCCGAUAUCGGCUUUGAUGCCUUCGGUCUGAACCGAAUCAACUUCAACGAUAAAGACCACCGCAAGCAGUCUCAAACCCUAGAGGUGGUGUGGCGCGGCUCGAAAAGUCGAGGUGCGGAAAGCGACAUCUUUGUGCAUAUCCUUGCAGAGAGCUACCAGACGCCUCCGGAGAUGACGGUGGACAGCAUUUCGCCCGUUCCCCAAAACGACCCCACUCUUCCUACGUACGGCGUGAACAUGGUGGGGAUAGGUGAGGGAGUUGCGAAGCAGGCGGCUUUGCGAAGGCCCUUCUUCCGCCACAACAACAUACUUCUGCCGUUCGGCGACGACUUUGAUCAUCAAAAUGCUUACAAGAGCUUCCAGCAGAUGGACAAGAUCGUCGAGUACAUCAACAGCAAUUCCAGCCUGAAGUCCACGAUACGCUACGGCACGUUUGGCGAGUACAUCCGCCACCUGAACACGCUGAACAUCACUUGGCCGACGUACGAAGGCGACUUCUUCCCGUACAUCAGCGGACACAUGCAGUAUUGGACUGGGUAUUAUACUAGCCGCGCCUACCUGAAAGGUUUGGUGCGGUCGACGUCGGCCGUACUGCGCGCCGCCGAGAUGCUCUACUACACGGCCGAGAAGCAGCAGCCAGGCAGUAUGGGACGUGACGAGCUCGCACAGCUGGGCGUCAUGCGCCGAGCCAUGGCCACGCUCCAGCACCACGACGCCGUCAGCGGCACGGAGAGGGACGCGGUCGCCACCGACUACAUGAUACAGCUGCAGCAGGGCCGCGACGAGAGCGACAAGCUGAUACGGCGUGCCCUGGCCGCGAUCCGGGGCAACGUAACAGCACCGCCGGGAGACUUCGAGGCAGGUGAGGAGGACGAGACGUUCACGCUGUACAACUCCUUGGCUUGGCCGGUGGAUACCGUAGUCGCAUUGCCCAUCAACAGUACCCACUAUGAAGUACUGGCGGAGAAGGGAAAAGCCAUUGAAGACCUGCAAAUCGUUCCGACUCCCAAGUACAGCAAGGAUUACAGCACGGCAGCCUAUUCCGUAUACUUCAAGCCUGGCGUGAUCCCCGCGCUGGGAUACCGGAUGGUGACGUUGAGAAAGACAAGCGGUGCACCCACAGGACAGGUUACAUACGGGCAGGAAGUGCCGGCGGGACACGACAUCACCAUUUCAAACUCUUACUACAAACUGAUCUUCAACGGCACCACUCAUGAACUGUCCACGUUGACGUCGGCUAAUGGUCGUAGCGUUGCACUGAAUCAAGAGUUUGCACAGUAUACCGGGGCAUUCCUGGUGCAGCUUGAUCAGCCGAGAAGUGGCGCGUACAUCUUCAGACCACAGCCGGGCAAUCGCUCGCCGACGACAUACGUCACCAAUCGCAUAGCCAUGGACCAGUGGAAAUUCCUCGAUGGGCCGCUUGCCGCGGAUAGUCCGCAGGUGAAAUGGCCUCUUGUCUUGGUCUCAGGGCACACUCCCAACUUCGAGAUUCAAGCCUCGGUGUACACCGUGUCGACACUGAUGACCAACACAACCGAUACAAACUUUGUCAUGUGCCGAGUCGACCCGCCAGAAUCUAUCAAUCCUCCUCCAAUCAUCCAUGAAGAGGUUAGCACUGACUAUCUGGUUCUGGACGACACCGGUCCCUUGGAAAAAGUCAAGGGUGAUUGGCAGUCCGGCACAGCUCUUGUUCAUAAUAGCUCCACGUGGUGCAGCGCGGUCGAAGUACAAUUCCCGUCCACGUUCACUCAAGCGCCGCUAGUAUUGGCCUCCACAGAGGUGCACUCGGCCAUGGACAGCGUCACGAGCAAGUUCGCGCCUGCGUUCGCCGUUACCGUGACUGCCUCGUCCGUGUCGUCCGCGUCAUUCAACGUGUGCCGAGCUGACUACCUGCAGAACCCUGCUCCCUGGGACGACACCGUGUAUGUGAACUGGUUUGCCAUGGACAGGGAUGCCCAGCUCCCACCGACGCAGCGCAUGGGCACAAAGAGCAACAUACUUGGGCCGCCGCUGGGAACGGUUGCCCAGUUCAACGUGGACUUUAUGCAGAAGUUUCCCGUGUUCGAGGCGUCCGUGAUUGUCACCGUCCAGGCCAGGGGUUCCAGAGCGUUUGCCGUUUCCACGGCGGUGGUGACCGGGGACGGUUUCCUGGCCAGCGUGUGCGCCUUAGACGAGCUUCCAGGCAACUGGGACAGCAACGAUGUGACGGUGAAUUGGUACGCGUUCGAGCCCGAAGAUAUCCAGGCAGCGGUGAGUGCAAAUGCGCCGACCACUGAAGUCGUGAAUGGACCGCUGGUCAGUGAAGUGCGGCAGACCUAUCGAGAUCGGUACGCCAUAACAACUCGCCUCUACCAUGGCGAGUCGGACUACCUGCACAAGGUGGAGCGUGUCUACGAGAUCGGAGCGCUCGACACGGGCCGAGAGCUUGUGACUCGCUUCAAGACGGACAUUGCCACGGAUUCUUGCUUCACGGACGACAACGGACUCGAGAUGGUGAACAGGACGUACAGCCGUUUCGUUGAAGACGACAUAGCCGGCAACUACUUCCCAAUGGUGAAGGCAGCGGAGAUUCGUGACAAAGCCACUGCCAGUAGACUGGUUGUCAUGGGCGACCGAUCGCACGGUCUGGGUUGCCAUGGAAAUGGACAAUUCGAAAUAAUGCUGCAGAGACGGACGGUCGGCGAUGACAACUGUGGGCUGAACGAAGCAUUGAAUGAAGUCGUAUCGAUACAACCCCGCCUCUGGAUGGUCUUUGAGAGUGAUGACGUGGCCGUCAAGCUCCGUCAGAAGCUCUCGCUUCAGCUACAGUAUCCAAUUCAUAUUAUACAGGAAACCAAGCCAGUUCACCUGCACACGUUCUCCGCCCUGACCCAACCUUUCCCGGACAGCAUUAACCUCUUGCCGCUGAAGGUGCGCAACUCAACACAGCUGCCCUCGAAGUUCAUCCUGCGCGUCGAGAACCUCUACGAAAUCGAUGACCCCGGCUCACCAGCAUCUGUGCUGCUUGCCCUGAAUGGCACAUUUCCCAGUAGUAUGCAGCCAAAGAUUCUUGAUGAAACUAAUCUUACAGCCGAUCGGCUGAGGAGUGCCGUGAAGCGCCUCAAAUGGAAAACUCAGGGUGAUCGAAUGCAAGAUGAAGCAAAUUCUGAGUCGGAGUACGACGGCACACUAACUCGGGACAGCGAAGACGCGGCCACCAUUACCCUUGGACCACGACAGAUGAAAACGUACAUCGUUACUUAAAGUAUUUAUUUUACGAAUUUAAUACGCCAGUUGAGAGUGGCGACGAGGCUGCUGCGGCUGUGACUCGCUACAGAACACUAUUGCAAGACAAUGGGGAGCCUAACUAACUUUGCACCGUUCAAAGCAUAUAAAUAAUUAUUGUUUAUAGUUCAUACCAAGUGACUCAUUUAAAGGACCGUGCUUAUAGCAAUGAAAAAAUAUCAAUUGUGCACUCAUAACCAUGUAUAAACAAUUAAAAUAAAAC